Messenger RNA from Oryzias latipes (Japanese medaka), 3025 nucleotides. It is a transcript of the gene usp18, whose product is annotated as ubiquitin specific peptidase 18. Lineage: Eukaryota; Metazoa; Chordata; Actinopteri; Beloniformes; Adrianichthyidae. The record is from RefSeq and is a predicted model, not a curated record. Gene Ontology annotation, biological process: protein deubiquitination. Gene Ontology annotation, molecular function: cysteine-type deubiquitinase activity. Gene Ontology annotation, cellular component: nucleus; cytosol.
UUAUACUCUGUUAUCAGAAAAAUGCAUCAAGAACAAAAACUUCAAAAGCACCAUUUUCAUCAGAGUGGGUCCCUUAGGUGAAAAUGACAGUGAAAGUGUGAUGUUUUGAUUUAUAAAAGCAAAUCCUGGGAGGAUCAGAAAAUUUCAUAAAAAAAUAUUUAUUUUGUAAUGUUAAAUUAAAAAAAGGCGUUCUUUAGUGAAGUCACGGGGCAAUAUUUUUUGCUGUUCCAACAGUUUUAAAUGGAAAUAUACCUAAAGCAACAAUAUUAAGUGCUUAGAGAUACGCAAUGUUUAAAACGAGUUUUUUUUAUAAAUAAAGUUCGAUUUUAUCUGCGCAUGUGCAGUAAAUCCCAUCUUUUUUUAUUUUUUUUAACUUAUAUGUCUCUUAACAGGAUGCAGAACACUUAACAGCUGAUUUGUGGUUAUAGACCUUCCUAUAGGAUAUAUGCCACGUUUUACAAAUUUGCUUACUUUAUAAAUGGAGCUGUUAAGUUUCGUUUUACGCGCAGAGGCGGGUUAAACGAAAGCGAUGCCGAGGAUGAUGAUGUGAUGAAGACUCAGCUGACAGUGCUUUGACUCCAGCAGAAACGUCAAUAUCACGGAAAAACUCGACAAGAAAGAUUUAUUCUACCAAAAUAACCCGACGCCGGGUUAAACUACUCGACUUCGUUUAAAACGCAAUGUCUUAUGGGAUUUGGAGGAUUUUUCCAACGCUGUGGAACACUCAGCUCAGAAUGAGAGGCCUUGCCAACUACCAUUUGUCCUGUUGUGUAAACACUUUGCUGCAGACCUUCUCUGCAACCUGGGAACUACUAGAACUUCUAGAAAGGUUGGAACCAGCUGUUGUGAGAUCUGACAGUCGGAGCAUUCCCCUGGAGCUGAAGAAAGUUCUCACGGCGAUGCGGGGCGACCUCACUCAAUCUGCUCCACAUCGGGACUUCCUCCACUGUCUGGAUAGAUACUGCAUUAGACUUGACACACAGCACGAUGCUGACGAGGUUUUCCUCUCCAUUCUGAACCUGAUGCAGCAGCAGAUAGAUGACAGACAUCUGGCUUUAGAAAUCCAGGAUUUGUACAAGAUUUCAGUGGAGACCCAUCUGCAGUGUCUGCAGUGCAACUCCAUCAAAACCCUGGAAAGCUACCAGCUCAGCCUGCCGCUACACAUAAAAGAAGAUCACAACACUCUGGAGGACUGCAUGACCUCUUUCUUUGAACAUCAGGAGCUGAGGGGCAUCAACUGCUGCUCUUGUGCACACUGUGGAACCAGGACUCCAUUCAAACAGACAUUUAUGGUUUCACAGGGCGUCAAACUCCGCUCCCUGCCUCGGAUUUUGUGCAUACACCUGAAGCGCUUUCGAAACACGCGUGGUCUCCUCCAAAAACUUCACAGCAGAGUCACUUUUCCAGAACAUCUUGAUAUGGCUCAAAUUCUGACAGAAGCCUUUUCCACAGACUUUGCACAGAGUGACUGCAAGUUCAGCCUGUAUGCAGUGGUGGUGCACUAUGGCACUGCAAUGUUUGGACACUACACUGCUUAUGUCCGAGACAGGAGGAGCGGGAGCUGGUACCAUGCAGACGACAGCUGUGUGCAGCCGGUAUCCUGGGAAAAUGUACAGAUGACGUAUGGAGGGCAUUCAAGAGAAACUGCGUAUAUGUUGAUGUACAGAAGAGAUCUGAUGAAGGAGGAGCAAAAACCGAAGUUUUCCGGCUGAGUGGAUCCAUCCCAAAGAAGCAGAGAAGAUUAAGGGGAAAAAAAACAUUAUCUUAUAUAUUUAGUUAAUUUUAUGUGCAUUUAAAACUAAACCCUAAAGAAUCCUAAAGCCUAAAACAGCAACGUUCACCAGCGACCAAUAGGUGGAGAUGAAGACUUAUAGCGUGGCAGCGUUUUCCCAUCAGACCACACACACUGUGAGCUCAUUCAGUGACACUGGGGGUGGGUUUGAAGCCACUGGUGGGCUCAGACCUUUUUCUUUUGCAUUAACACUCAUUUUCCUGACAAUACUGCAUUUAGAUCAUUCAUCAAAAAAACUGAAGUCUCUAUUUUGAGAACAUUUUUAAUAUAUUACUUUUGUCUUGAAGAUUACAAACAUUUUUUGUUCAAAUUUAUUUUAAAAAGAAAUUGUCUAAAGUGACCCACUUUGAUGCAUUUGCAGUUGCACCAAGAGGUGGCUAAAGCAUACGUCUUUUGGAAAGCAGUAAAACGACGUCCUACAUUAGAUAAGAGGUGAAACCUUGCAGUGGAAGCCACAGUGCGUAGAGAAUCGCUGCAACCCGUCAGCAGAGCGACCAAAGUUCCUACUCGCACAGCCACAAGGCCGUGGGACUGUGUGAAACGGUUCCUAUGUGCAGCCCAGCUCUGACAGAAUGGAACAUGCCUGCACAGUGCCAGAAGCUGCGGGCCUCAUGCUUAGUCAUCUCCAUGCUGAGCAGCACAAGCUCACCCUUUUCAGGUUUAGGAGGUGGCUAAUUCUUUUAAAGCACUUGCAGAAUGUGUCUGUGGUCUGGACCUGAGACAGUGUCACAAGCCUGAUCAGCAGUUCUGUGACAAGCUCUUACUUUGAAGUCAACCCUGACUUUUAAAAGCCCUAGCAUGUCUCUAAACGAUAUUUGGAUAAAAAGUUAAAUGUUACUCUGUAUUUAUUGCACACAUAGGAACAAUUUGCAGCUUAUUUAUUGCUAGCAGAUAUAAUGUUUGGUGUAAAGUAAUCAUCUUUCUGCACUAAUGCAGAAAACCUGCAGGAAGCAUACACCAAAAAAAAAAACCCCGCCAUCCCGGACGAGCCCCCAAAUAUGUUACAAUCCGACAGGGAACCUUGCCUCAGUCUUGGGGAAAUGAUCACAAAAGGGGCCUUAACACAUGACAAGUGGACGCCAGGAAGUAAAAAAAUAGAUAUUUUGUCUGACAUCUUUUGGUCACUUUAAAAUGCUAAUAUUAAAUGAUGAAUUUAUUUAUUCUCUCGUUGAAUAAUCUGUGUUGUAGCUUUCUUGAAUAAUUUGGAAAUGAAGUGAAUUUGAACAAUCAUAA